Molecule: messenger RNA, 1722 nt
Organism: Arabidopsis lyrata subsp. lyrata
Lineage: Eukaryota; Viridiplantae; Streptophyta; Magnoliopsida; Brassicales; Brassicaceae
Product: subtilisin-like protease SBT4.13
Exons: 9
Coding region: 11-1549 (512 amino acids)
Biological process (GO): proteolysis
Molecular function (GO): serine-type endopeptidase activity
Source: RefSeq, a predicted model, not a curated record
UUUUAAAAAAAUGGCGACACUAGCAGCUUCCUCUUGCCUCCUCUCAUGUCUCCUUGUUUUGUUCUUGAGUUCAGUUUCAGCAGUCACAGAUGAUGAUAAACAGGUAUAUAUUGUCUACAUGGGCUCACUUUCGUCUCGAGCGGACUACACACCAACGUCCGAUCACAUGAGUAUUCUUCAAGAGGUCACCGGAGAAAGUUCGAUCGAAGGUCGUUUGGUGAGAAGUUACAAGAGGAGUUUCAACGGUUUCGCGGCCAGGCUCAGUGAGUCAGAACGAGAAAAAGUUGCCAAAAUGGUGGGAGUUGUUUCUGUAUUCCCAAAUAAGAAGUUACAACUUCAAACGACGACGUCUUGGGACUUCAUGGGGUUAAAGGAAGGAAAGAAGACAAAGAGGAACCCUACCGUGGAAAGUGAUACAAUUAUUGGAGUUAUCGACAGUGGGAUCACGCCGGAAUCUCUGAGCUUUUCCGACAAAGGCUUUAAUCCUCCUCCUAAGAAAUGGAAAGGUGUUUGUUCCGGCGGCGAAAAUUUCACAUGCAACAACAAGUUGAUUGGGGCAAGAGACUACACAAGCGAAGGUUCUAGGGACACGGAAGACGUCGCCUUCAUUCACCCUUUACCUGCCGCUGGUUUACUAACAGAAGACUUUGAGUCUCUCCUCUCUUACCUUGAAUCAGCAGAUUCUCCACACGCGACUGUUCUAAAAACUGAAGCAAUCUUUAAUCGGCCAUCUCCUGUUAUUGCUUCCUUCUCUUCUCGCGGGCCAAACACCAUCGCUGUUGAUAUUCUCAAGCCAGAUAUAACAGCACCAGGAGUGGAGAUUCUUGCUGCAUAUUCGCCUGAUGGUGAACCGUCUCAACAUGACACCAGACAUGUGAAGUACUCUGUUCUCUCUGGAACUUCAAUGUCUUGUCCGCACGUUGCAGGGGUGGCCGCGUAUGUCAAAACGUUUUACCCUAAAUGGUCUCCUUCCAUGAUUCAGUCUGCCAUCAUGACAACCGCUUGGCCUGUAAAUGCUACUAGAACUGGCAUCGCAUCGACCGAGUUUGCUUAUGGAGCUGGACAUGUCGACCCGAUAGCCGCUUCAAACCCUGGACUUGUCUAUGAAUUAGACAAAGCAGACCACAUCGCCUUUCUCUGCGGCAUGAACUACACUUCGCAUGUCCUGAAAGUCAUCUCUGGUGAAACCGUCACUUGCUCCGAGGAAAAAGAAAUCCUACCAAGAAACCUCAACUAUCCUUCAAUGUCGGCCAAAUUGUCAGGAUCUGGUACCACCUUCACUGUAACUUUCAACAGAACCUUGACUAAUGUCGGCACGCCAAACUCUGCAUACACAUCAAAGGUAGUGGCGGGUCACGGAUCUAAGCUCGACGUCAAGAUCAUGCCUAGUGUUCUGUCUUUUAAGGCAGUGAACGAGAAGCAAUCUUUUAUGGUCACUGUUACAGGCAGCGAUCUCGACCCUGAAGUCCCUUCGUCUGCAAAUCUAAUCUGGUCUGACGGUACCCAUAACGUGAGGAGUCCCAUUGUUAUUUACACUAGUGAUUACUGAUGAGUCAUCACUAAUUCACCAUCGUCAUCAUAAAUAAAUUUUUAUUUUGUUGUAAUGUUUCUUCAUUCUAUGUUUUGGUUAUAUUAUUGCUCUUUGAUGUCUCGGCUUACUAUAUGUAUGUUGAUGUCUUGAGAUAUGCUAAUUGGAUAAUCGAGAUGCUUUGUUUUUUUUUA